Molecule: messenger RNA, 513 nt
Organism: Neurospora crassa OR74A
Lineage: Eukaryota; Fungi; Ascomycota; Sordariomycetes; Sordariales; Sordariaceae
Exons: 3
Coding region: 1-513 (170 amino acids)
Source: RefSeq, a predicted model, not a curated record
AUGGCUCUCCAGAACAGCAACGUGCAUUGGGAUGGUAUAGCAAAGUUCGGCGAUUUCAUCUCAACAGGUGGUCGCAGGGGAGGUGUCGGGUCCUGUCCUCAGAACGGAUGUGUGCUUUGCCAGAUAGGGCAAGUUACUCGCAACACAUCAUUGCACAGGCACACGGUCCGCCAGUUUACCAUUUGGUAUAGGCACCCCGGGAAAUCAGUGCUAGAAAUGUCUGUAAUAAGCGAGCUGCAAGAGAUGACAGCGCGUCGCGGCCAUUGCUACCGUUGCACUCGAGCUAUCCUAACCGUCGAGAAUCUGAAGUGGAAGCUGGCGAAGACAGGACUGACUACUCAAUGCCUGGUUACGGACAUGGCAUUCACAAACUUUAUGCCCGUGUCUUGGAAGAUCCGGGUCCGUUGUUUCUAUGCGCAGGUUUGGCCCCCCGCCGACAUUCCUGAACUUUUGCGGUGCUCCACAGUUAAGGCCAAGAGAAGUAGUGAUUCGAACCAAGGCAUCUCCGGUUAA